Messenger RNA from Lasiosphaeria miniovina, 842 nucleotides. RefSeq lists its product as uncharacterized. Bases 276 to 632 code for a protein of 118 amino acids. Gene Ontology annotation, biological process: RNA processing; spliceosomal snRNP assembly. Gene Ontology annotation, molecular function: RNA binding. Lineage: Eukaryota; Fungi; Ascomycota; Sordariomycetes; Sordariales; Lasiosphaeriaceae. The record is from RefSeq and is a predicted model, not a curated record. The transcript has 4 exons. Gene Ontology annotation, cellular component: U1 snRNP; SMN-Sm protein complex; U4 snRNP.
GAGCAACAACAAACUUGGAGACAGCCGCACGGAAAAACGGCUGCUGGAAGCUCCGGCCAGUUGGACACCCGUAGUAGGUGGGUACGGACGUACGGGCCCACCUACGGACCCACCUGCCCACGCGGGCGCGUCUCAAUUACCUUAACCCUGGACCACUUACCUGAGCCUCCGAGCCGCAUCGCGAAUCUCAGCAUCUUCAAACCCGCAUCACCAAGACAUUACCAAAGACAAGAGUCGCCGAUUCCACAGCCAACACAUCCUGCACCACAGCAAAGAUGACUUCCACUAUUGGCAUCCCGAUCAAGCUCCUCAACGAGGCUCAGGGCCACAUCGUCACUCUCGAGAUCACGUCGGGCCAGACCUACCGCGGAAAGCUCAUUGAAGCUGAGGAUAACAUGAACGUCCAGCUCAAGGACAUCACGGUCACGGCCCGCGACGGACGCGUCAGCCAUCUGGAGCAGGUCUACAUCCGUGGCAGCCACGUGCGCUUCUUUAUUGUGCCUGACAUGCUGAGAAACGCGCCAAUGUUUAAGAGUCGCAAUGUGCGUGGCAGAGGUGUUGGGCUGGCCAGAGGCAGAGCAACCGUUAGCAGAGCCCGGGCUGGUGGACGGGGCGGUGGCCCGGCACGUUAAAUUGAAAAUCGAAAAGGAAAAACACUGGGGAACACUGGGCGGCGUUUGUCUAUUUGGUGAUCCCGGGAUGAAAAAAAAAGUAAAAAAAAAGUACGAAAACACGUUUGGCGUUUGGGGAAUGGGUACCAGAAAAGUCACCAUAUUUGACUUGCGUGGGAAAUCGGUUUUGAUUCUAUACCCAAAUACUAAAUACAAGCUGAUGCCUUGAGA